This is a messenger RNA of Malaya genurostris, 3594 nucleotides long. RefSeq names its product lachesin-like. The coding region runs from base 536 to 1927 and encodes 463 amino acids. Gene Ontology annotation, cellular component: neuron projection. The record is from RefSeq and is a predicted model, not a curated record. Lineage: Eukaryota; Metazoa; Arthropoda; Insecta; Diptera; Culicidae. The transcript has 11 exons.
AGCCCUCCAUGUGGAAUCUGUUGGCCGUUUCUUUUCAGUGUCGUUUCGGAUGCGCUGUUGAACGUGCUCUGAACUAUCAAAAUAACCGUGAUCAAUUUAAUCUUCCAUUCCUAGCCGGUGAGGGAAUGUUAAUCGUUUACACAUUUCAAUUGAAUAAGUGUCAUUUACGUGAAUGAUUAAUUAUCCUGUUUGAAAGUGAUUGGUGUUAGUUGGAACGAGUGUUAAUAAAAGUGUGUAAUCUUGCCAUCGUAAAUUUCGUUCGUAAACUAGUGGCAACAGUGAGUAGUGCUUCGGUUCGAUUGCAUAAUUUGAAACGAGACAAAGCCCAACCGGAAAUACGUUGUGACUCGCGAUUGAAUCUGACACCUACAGGCUAAUACAGUUUCGUAGCUUCGUCCCGGUGGCCCAUUGCCAAGUGGUACAAACGAACGAAAGCGGAAAGCAAGUAGUGCUGACAACCAACGGUUACCACCGUUGAGGUCCUUGGCCGUCUUCUUGGCGUUCCGUUCGUAAUUGAUUGGACUAACCGGCGAGGAUGGCCCCCGUUGGUGGUGGUGUGGGGGCCCUCCUGAUGCUGCUGUGGCCCUUUGCGCUGCCAAGCGUCAACGUGCUGCUAGCAAUGCAUUUCCUAGGAACAAUGACACAGCUAGCGGGAUCGGUUGCAGCUCCUUCGUCCAACACCGGACUGGUGGCGAACGCGGUCUUGGAAGAUCCGGAGUUCACGGAUGUCAUUGAAAACAUCACCGUCCCGGCGGGGAGGAAUGUGAAACUGGCCUGCUCGGUGAAGAACUUGGGUUCCUAUAAGGUGGCAUGGAUGCACUUCGAACAGUCGGCUAUCCUCACCGUUCACAACCACGUGAUUACCCGGAACCCCCGGAUCAGCGUGACGCACGACAAGCACGACAAACACAAAACUUGGUUCCUGCAUAUUUCGAACGUCCAGGAGGAGGACAAGGGUCGCUACAUGUGCCAAAUCAAUACGGUGACGGCCAAAACCCAGUUCGGCUAUCUUCAUGUGGUCGUUCCGCCGAAUAUCGACGAUUCGGUUUCCUCCAGCGACGUGAUCGUCCGAGAAGGUGCCAACGUGACGCUCCGUUGCAAAGCCACCGGAAGUCCGCCACCGUCGAUCAAGUGGAAACGGGACGACAACACGAAAAUUGCCAUCACCAAAAAUAACAGCGUGCUCGAAUGGGAAGGAGACAUACUGACACUAUCCCGCGUAUCGCGCUUCGAUAUGGGGGCCUAUUUGUGCAUCGCUUCCAACGGAGUUCCCCCGAGUGUUUCCAAGAGGAUCAAAGUCAGUGUCGAUUUUCCACCGAUGCUUUGGAUACCACACCAACUGGUCGGAAUCCCCGUGGGCUACAACGUCACGCUGGAAUGUAAUAUAGAAGCACACCCUACCUCACUAAACUACUGGACGCGGGAAAACGAUCAGAUGAUUCACGAUUCGCUUAAAUACAAGACUGAAUCAGUAUCCGGGACACCAUCAUACAAAGCGGUAAUGCGAUUGUACAUCAUCGAGGUGCAGCACAGUGACUACGGGAUCUACAAGUGCAUCGCCAAGAAUCCACGUGGCGAGACCGACGGGACAAUCAGAUUAUACUCAUCCAGUCCACCCACAACGAUACCACCAUCGACAACUGAAAACAUCAUUACUACCGUUUCUACGACGAAGGCCUUCGAGCUAUCGUACGGACUCACAACAAUCGCCCCUGUCAGUUACUUAGAAAAGGGUAACAAAUACCAAUCCAACCUGAACGACGUCGAUAGGUCGGAACACAAAUCUUCCGACAGUUCCAAACCAAGUCGAGAUCGAUCUUCUCCGCAGCAACCAACCAAUAGUGGUUCGCUCCGAUCGCAUCUAUCAAGUUGGUGGCCUUUCGUUAUCCUGCUAGUGCUGCACUCAGGCUUAUCUGCUCGACAGUGACGGUAACUUCGGUCCGACGAUCAGGUGCUGUAGAUUUUCGUCAUUAGAAAUAUUGAAUCAUUGAAUCCGAUAUCCGAUAUUGUGAGACAUUGCUGUUCCGUUGACCGUUGCCAUUUUGUUUCAUAUUGAGGAUAGUCGUGACAAAGUCCGGCGCCCUAAAUUUAAGCUUUCGAUGAUUUCAAGUUACACAGUUCAAGCGAUUGUAAAUGUAGAUAAGCGCUACAAUUUGUACAUUUAUUAUAAUUAUUUAGAGAAAAAGUUAGAUAAUCUAUUAUGGUGAAUAAACAAGAAGACAAGCUGCGAAGCGUACCACAAACAAAAACCAACUAAUUAAUCUGAGAAGGGCUGCGGCAGACGUCCAGCGAAAAGUUGUAUAGUUAUCAGGAAUUGGCCAAUCAACAAAGCGAUAAGAUAUUUGAUAGUGUUAAUGCCUUACAUAAAAAUAAGCCAAUAUACCAUGCAGAUAUGACAAAAGUACACAAAGCAUAAAAUGACUCAUUCAAUGAACCCGGUGUUGUGAGGAAAAAAAGCAUUAAAACCAAACCGAAAUCAUGUUUCGUUUCACAACUCAGUCAUUCGGAACGUCGAAGAACGAAAAAGAAUUUUCAGAUAACAGUCAAUUAAAUGUCGCCAGACGGCUUGAGUUCCUUUUCGAGGAGUCAUGCCAAUAAAAGUUGCAAAUCAAAGCUUCCUGUGACUGUUUCGUUGCUAGUCGAUAUGCGAUCCGAUGACGAUUGCGGUACCGCUACUUUUAGUUCGCAUAACAACGCUAGUUUAUUGUCUGCUUUCGACCUUGAUGGUAGCUUUGGUCAAGCAAAAUGGACCGCUCUAACGUUUCCUCUAGGUUUAUGCAAAAACUUGAAAUAGCAGAAUCUUGUCUUUCGGUUGCCAGCAGAACGUUAAAGCCCAAUCAAAACCGUGCGAUUCGAAUUAUUGAGUGCAAUCAGUAUUUUUAACAGAGUAAUCAAAAUAAAGAAAUGUGUCAAAUGUAUGUUAUGAUAAACACAAAUAUUGUUGUAUUAUAUAUAGGGAAAUGCCAACACAUGUAUAAUAGUUAAACUAUGUACUAUAGCAAAAAUGUACUUAUAAGAUUCAACCAUAAAAAAAACUACAGUUACAAUUAAGUACCUACACGUAUAAAUACAAAACUACCAGCGCUGCGCUUUCAAGAAGCACUAUUUUUUCACAAAACAUGAGUAAACCAGACGGUCAAGCACUAACACUACUGAGUGAAAAAGAAAAAAAAUAUAACCAGGCAAAUUGAAAUCCACGAAACAGAAUCCCUGUGCCACGCGCAGAAUAGGAAAACUUUGAGAGCUGGAUAGUAAAAUACAAUUUAUUAGCGCUAAAUAUUGACAUUCACACAUACGCAUUGCACUACAGCGGCACUCAAAUGCUACAAUAGCAGAUGCAGCAGCAGUAGCAGCAACCAAACACACCCAGAAAAAAAACUAAAAGUUGCGCAACUCUUAUCAUAGUUAGCACAAAAUAAAAAACAAAAAACUUUGUUAUCUAGAUGGUUGGUCGAACGGUUCCACUCCAAACCAAGUGGGUAAGUUGGCCGGAACUCAACGUAAUAAAAUACAAAGAAAGAAAAAUGAGUCACAAGAAAAUCGUUGUAACUUAGAAUAAUGAAAAAGAACUGAAAUAUAUAUAUUUUGCUUUAA